UACUUUCAUACAAUAUGAUACUUCCAUAAAAAAUAUGCAAAAAAUCUGUAUUUCAUCUUGUAUAUGUCAACAAGUAAAUCAAAUGUAGAGGGAAUGGCCUAUAGGUAUACUGUCUGUGGUAUUGUGUUUCUGUCAGUACUGUAUUAACUAGACUUUUUGUGAUUAUGAUAGAACUCUGAUUUUAUUCUGUGCUCCUCUAAUUAUGAGUCAUCUGUUUUUCCACAGUUAUAAGAAUUUCCCUUGUUUACGGUUGGAGUUGUUUGAUCGUCCGCAAGAGCUGAGGCCAGCGCUGAGUACAAGAACUGCAGGGGCAAGUGUGUCCAGUAGCCCUGCCCUGCUGGCCAAAAGAACCAAACAGGAAAUCAAAAUGGCCUACAAGUUGGCAAAGCGUUUCUAUUCCAAUCCACCCCAGUGGGCAAAGUGUCUGUUUAGUCACUGCUACAGUCUGUGGUUCAUCUGUCUUCCUGCCAGUAUGCGUAUAGCCCAUUCCAAACCCCGCGCUAUGCAGCAGGCCUUCAAUGUUCUGCUCAAGAUGAGGAGCUCUGAAGUGGAGGUGCUUGAUGAGGUGUGUUACCGUGUGGUGAUGCAGUUGUGUGGUCUGUGGGGGAUGCCCGUCAUGGCUGUGCGUGUCUUAAUGGAAAUGAAAAAGGCUGGAGUUGAACCCAAUGCUAUUACAUAUGGAUACUACAACAAGGCUGUCCUGGAAAGUCCUUGGCCAAGCCGUAACCGUAGUGGACUCUUCAUGUGGACCAAAAUGCGGAACCUGGUGCGAGGAGUGGUGCAGUUUAAACAAGCAUUGCGUGGGACAGCUCUUAGAGGUCCUUCUCUGAUAACCACAGAGCUUUCAGCAGGUACAGCAGCAGGUGCUGAUGGAGACAGACUGAGUCAUGGCAGUGUAGACAGCUCAAAUGAACCUAUUGUAGAGGAACACAUACUCUUCUCCCACAGCCUUAUAGCCGGUCAGUCUGAUCAGGGUUAUGGAUCUAAGGACGAGCUGCCCCAGGACCUUGCAGAUGGACCUGUAACCUCUGCUCCUCUGUCUACCAGCCACACCAGCAACAGCAAAGCAACCAGGACCCAAAAUGGGGAUGAUAUUGCUAGUUCUGUAGACAGUGUUGUAGCUGUGACGGAGCCCCCUAGCCCUGCUGAGAUGGCACCUUUUGUAGCCAGCAUUGUUAAACUGUCCACUGAGAUCCCUGUCCACUUUGACAGCUCUACAGGCAGGGAAGAAACUGGUGUUUGUACAGGUAAGCUCUUCAUGCCACGUAAAAAGAGUGAAGAUGUCACCCUGCCUGUGGAGGAUGAUUCUGCAAUCCCAGAUUUACAUGUCUCGCAGUCUGGACAGCAGCAGAGGGUAAAAGCCUUCAUGGAGCGCAGCUGCAGUUUCAGUGCAGAGACCAAAGCCGGCAUGCUACAAAAGAAGGGCAGUCUGGAGCUCAGCGCUGAUCACAUGGGCGCUGAUGCAAAGAUCCUCGCAGCCGUGUUCUCUGGCAGCCUGACCCCUCCUCCUUUUGCAACCAUCGCUCCCUUUAAAGAGUUUAAGAUGGAGGCUACACUGAGCCCUGCCCUCCAGGAAGAGGAACAUGAAGAUAAGCUGAAGAAGGAGCACAAAGCAUUCAGUUCUGCAGAAGAGAAAGUGGAGAAAAGUAGAGAGCAGCAAGAUUCCGUAGAUGCAGCAACAUCCCAGGGGAGUGAAGGAGUUGGGCGGACCAUAAGCACUGGUUCCUCCUCUUCUAAAGCUGUGGAGAGGGAAGAUGUAAAGGUGGGGGCAGAUCCUCUCUCACUCCUUGCCUCCGAAUCUGAGGAUGCAACCUCCAUUCAGAGCCAGGAGUCCACACGGCCCUUUCCACCUGUGGUGUCAAGGAAUCUUGCAGAUGAGAUUGAGAUGUACAUGAGUGGUAGACCCCUAAGUGGUAGCUCUCCCAGCAUGGAGUUGCAACAGGGAUUAAACCAUGAAUCAAUUAACUGUCCAGACUCUCCUGCAGUUAUGCAGUCUUUGGAAAGAAGAUCGAGCCUUCCGAUUGGCCCAGUCAAAGUGGCUAGUUCAACGGAAACAGCGAAACGUAGCCCUGCCGUCACACGCUCUAAGACAUUUGCAUUCAAAUCCCCUAAGACCCCAGGCUCUGCAGGUCAAAGGUCAUCAUCACUGACUGCGCUUGUAAAGUCAUCACAGAGCAGCUCACUGGGAUCCGUUAUCAACUCCAUAUCAGGCAUCAAGAUGGACUCUCUCCUGUUGGGGCCAAAAGUAGAUAUGCUUAAGUCAGGUAUGAAGCAGGCAGCCAAUGUGGCCAGUAAGAUGUGGGAUGCAGUGGCCUCAGCUUACUCCUACUCAGAUGAUGAGGAGGAUACCUCACAGCCCCGAGACAGUUUCCCAGCAAGGCUAGAAGAGCAGUUGAUAUCUGCAGAGGGAGCAGCAGAGAACACUUUACCCAGAGGCCUGAUGCCCAGCCUGGCCUCAAAUGGGCUCACGCACAGCAAUACCAGCCUGGGUGGCAGCAGUGAUAGCAGCGAUACCGGCCGCGCACAGCUGUCGACACCUUUGACUCCAGGUCGCUCAGUGAGAGGUGCAGACUCAGAGAGGUCUGAAAAUAGUUCCUCUCAUCAUGCCAGCACCUCCAGCAUUUACCAGAAUUGUGCUUUAGAGGUUCUAAUGUCCAGCUGCUCUCAGUGUCGGUCUUGUGAGGCUCUGGUGUAUGAUGAGGAGAUUAUGGCGGGCUGGACAGCUGACGACUCCAAUCUCAACUGCACCUGUCCUUUUUGUCAAAUCUCAUUUCUCCCUCUGCUCCAUGUUGAGUUCCAUGACUUGCGCGCUACAUCAGGCUUCUACUUGACAAGCACAUCAGGAGACAGUAUCCAUAGCUCCAGCACACAACCGGCCACCUCUGGCUCCUCAGAAGUGAAAGCGGGCUGUUCUAGUGAGCCUCCAGAACUCAUGAGCUUUCCAGAAUCUCCGGAGGACAGCAAGGGUCCUGUUGAAAUGCCUGUUGCUCAAAGUGGAACCCCAAAGAUCCUUGUACCAGAGCCAGUACAUUCAGACCCCCUGGGUCUCAUGGAGAGACAAGCUGAGAAACGCAACACUUUAACCCGGAGCAACAGUGUGGGAGGCCCAAUGCAGAGUCUGGACUUGAUCCAAAGACCCAAUCAUGGCAUAUCCACCACAAGCCUGCCCAACAGCCUACAAGAGGUGGCGGACACUUUGGGUCAAAAGUGGCCCAACCCAAAACCAGUUUCUGUGCCGUAUCUCAGUCCACUGGUCCUGCGCAAAGAGUUGGAGUCGCUGUUAGAGAAUGAGGGGGAUCAGGUAAUCUAUACCCAUAAGUUCCUCAGUCAGCACCCCAUUAUCUUCUGGAACCUGGUGUGGUAUUUCCGCCGUUUAGAUCUGCCCAGCAUUCUACCUGGACUCAUCCUUACCUCUGAACACUGCAACAAUGGAGUACAGCUGCCACAGACAUCUCUGUCUCAGGACAGUAAGCAGGUGUUUGUGCAGUUGCUGUGGGACAAUGUCAACUUACAUCAGGAGCCCACCGAGCCCCUCUAUCAGCUCUGGAGGACCUUCUUGCAAAGGAAGGGAACUCUAGCCCCCACUGACCACCAGGAGACUCGAACUCUACUGAACAGCAUUGUACGCAGCAUUCAGACGAACGAUGUUUACGGCCCCAUCAACAUGCUUCUUAGGGAGAUCAAGAAACACCCGGAAGUUAAACGCCAGAGGAGUAUCUAUAGGGAAAUUUUGUUUCUGUCACUUGUUGCUUUAGGAAGGGAGAACAUUGAUAUAGAAGCAUUUAAUCGUGAAUACCGUCUUGCAUACAAUGAGCUCAGCGCAGAACAACUUAAAGUCCUAUCCCCCAUUGACAGACCACCUAGCAACAGUGUACAGUGGUGCCUCAAGUGCUUUGGAGCCCCGUUCGUCUGAUCUGCUCCUCCGACCCACAGUAACUGUAAAAACCCUGUAAAAGUCAGGGACAGGAUUGUACAGUAAUAUCUUUAAUUUGCACCAUCACCUGAAAUGGUACUUUUUUUAUCAUCUACCAGAAUAAAAAAAAAUUGGCGUCUUUGCUCUGAAAUUCCUGAGAGUGUCAUGGCACCAGCCGUACAGCGGGUAAACACUGCAUUUUACUGUCAGUCUUCAGAUGUUGAACACUGUCACUUGUGUGUGAGCCCUUUUCAAACUACAGUGGAAGUAAAUGAAAGACCUGAGUGAAAAUGAAAAAUCUCACUGUAAGAUGUCUCUCUACACCGCCUUUCACUCUAGCUUCUCUCUUCAGCCGACCUGUGGAAGGAGUCUGUGGAUAUGAAGAGAGCAUUCUGAAGAGAGGUGUCAGUGACAAUGAUCUUAUUUGAUGUGCACUUUCAGAAAUGGUUGCUUUAUCAUUCUCUAUUGUUGCCAUGUGUUUUUAUAUCUAUAUAUAUUUUUCUAUAUUGGGAUAUUUGAACUGUUGCCUUUCUCUAAGUGAGGGAUCUUUGACUAGAUUUCUGUGGAGUCUUAAACAUGUAGCCCUUCGACAUUAAUGUGGGCUUUCAGUUUCAAGGAGAGAGGUUUGUGUGUGUGUGUGUGUGUGUGUGUGUGUGUGUGUGUGUGUGUGUGUGUGUGUGUGUGUGUGUGUGUGUGUGUGUGAGUGUGAGUGUGUAUGUGCGUGUACAUUAGAUAGACCACACCUUAAAGUGAUAUAAUGUGAGAGAGGACAAUCAGUGAACAAUGAAUUCCAGAACAUUCCAGGAAGUGUCUUAAACAGAGGCUAGUAUCAAUAUGAUGGUAUAGUGAAAAACUGUUGAUUUGUUUUAAAAAAAAUACAUACCUUAGACCUAAAUGUAGGAUAAUGUAUUGUGGAAAAUAACGUAAAAUACAUCCAGAAUGGAGGAGAUGAUUUAUGAAGUAACUCUUUUUAUUAAUGCAUUCACGCACAUAUACACACAGAGGGUUUUUUUCAUAUAUAUAUAUAUAUAUAUAUAUAUAUAUAUAUAUAUAUAUAUAUAUAUAUAUAUAUAUAUAUAAAUACACAUGCUUUGAUUAAAAGACAUAAAAGAAUUUCAUCAUCUGUAUUAAGAAAUGACUCUUUAACACAGAAAAAUGUCCAUAGAACCUCAAACAAGAAUAUAUCUCAAAAUAUUUUUUAAACUUUCUUUUUAAUCUGCUAGAUGACUUUAGUUAUGGCAAUUUAGUGUCCAUUCAUUUUAUUGAAAUCUUUUUUUUUCUGGUCCCAUUGUACAAGUGAAUCCAAAGGAUGUAAAAAUCUUCAAGUCACUGCCAUUAGCGAAUGAAUCAGUGAGAUCGAAAUAGUUCUUGUGCCUUGUUAUCAAGUCAAGGUAGGACUUGUGGAUUUGUAAAAAAAUUAAGAUUAAUUUACUACUAAUAAAUUAACAUGAGCAAUUGGUCUGCCUUUAUCAUUUUAAUUUAUAUCCUUACUCUUUUCUUUCAGUGAAUAUACUGUAUGUAUUUUUUGAUAGUCAGUGUAAAUGAAACAUUGUCCCUUAUUUGUGGAACAAGCCAGGUGCAAACUAAGUAUGUUAAAUUAUUAUUGUCUUAUCAUGAUCAAGUAAUGUUAUUGUAUGUGACGCAUAACAGGACACUUUUUGGCUUCAUCACUGUUUACAAAUUACAAAAUCCAUAGAACAACAGAGCAUACAAAUCAAUAAUAAUAACCCAUAAUAUACUAUAUAUAUAUAUAUAUAUAUAUAUAUAUAAUAAUUUUUUUUUGUGAGAAGAGAAAGUUUGGCGUAUCAUCAUUAUUAGUCUUGUAUGCUUGCAUCGCAUGGCCACAUAAAUUAGGAAAAACUCUGAUGCACCGAACUGUUGAGAAUUAUAAUCACCUGUAACUGUAUCAUAUAAUUUAAUCUGUUCUGCUCAUGUCUCACCCAUAAACAGCAGUCCCAUUCUUCUGCAUUAAGUCUUGUUAUGUACAGACUAACACAUGGGCUGCAUCCGAAAACUGAAAAAUGCCUCUACAGGCAGGAUAACAAGGUAGGAAGGUAACAAGGCACAUCUGAAUCCAAUGAUCAUGCCACAUCCUGUCUCCUGAGAUUCCUUCAUCUGAUCGAUUUUUGAAGGCAGCAUAGAUGUAUCCUUCGCUGCCUUUGAUAUUCCACAAUCCUGCGUGUUCUAUGUUGAGCUAAAAAAUAAAGAUGGUGUCUGAAA
Messenger RNA from Megalobrama amblycephala (Wuchang bream), 6133 nucleotides. RefSeq names its product DENN/MADD domain containing 4C (gene dennd4c). NCBI's taxonomy places the organism in Eukaryota, Metazoa, Chordata, Actinopteri, Cypriniformes, Xenocyprididae. The record is from RefSeq and is a predicted model, not a curated record. The transcript is spliced from 19 exons. Gene Ontology annotation, cellular component: cytoplasmic vesicle. Gene Ontology annotation, biological process: regulation of Rab protein signal transduction. Gene Ontology annotation, molecular function: protein binding. Bases 203 to 3913 code for a protein of 1236 amino acids.